This is a messenger RNA of Cuculus canorus (common cuckoo), 6045 nucleotides long. RefSeq names its product EPM2A glucan phosphatase, laforin (gene EPM2A). The record is from RefSeq and is a predicted model, not a curated record. Gene Ontology annotation, cellular component: nucleus; cytoplasm. The transcript has 5 exons. Gene Ontology annotation, molecular function: protein tyrosine/serine/threonine phosphatase activity; carbohydrate phosphatase activity; starch binding. Bases 4075 to 4659 code for a protein of 194 amino acids. NCBI's taxonomy places the organism in Eukaryota, Metazoa, Chordata, Aves, Cuculiformes, Cuculidae. Gene Ontology annotation, biological process: protein dephosphorylation.
GAAACCGGCGCGUCCGACCGCCCCGCUGCCCGCCCAGGAGCCCGCGCUGUGGCUGGCGGAGGUGGUGCUGCCGGAGGAGGACGCCACCAGCCCCUUCUGGUACAAAUUCCUGCGGCGGCAGGGCGGCGGCCUUCUCUGGGAAGGUAACGCGCGGGCCCCGCCCCGUUUCGCCCCACCCCGAGGGCUGUGGACGGUUCUGAGCGCCGCGGUGUGAAAAGGAUCUAAUGCUGCAGUAGGAGGGCAGGAAGUUGGUUUGAGGAACGGGCUGAGGUGGCUGAGGGAAAACCUCGUUGCAGUCUGCGGCUUCCUCGCAAGGGAAGGAGGAGGAGCAGGCGCUGAUCUCUCUGGUGGCUGGUAAUAGAACCCGAGGGAAGAGUAGGAAGAUGUGCCGGGGAGGUUUAGAUUGGAUAUUAGGGAAAGGUUCUUCACACAGAGGUGGUGGAGCCCUGGAAGCAGUCAUGGGCGCGAAGCCUGACAACGUUCAAGCAGCGUUUGGACAAUACCAGCAGAUGCAGGGGGGUGAUUUGCCCCAGUAUUCGGCACUGGUGAGGUCGCACCUCGAGUCCUGUGUUCAGUUCUGGGCCCCUCACUACAGGAAGGAUGUUGAGAUUCUGGAGCACGUCCGGAGAAUAGCAACGAAACUAGUGAAGGUGCUGGAGCACAAGUGUUACAAGAAGCAGCUGAGGGAACUGAGGUUGUUUAGCCUUGAGAAAAGGAGGCUGAGAGAAGACCUUAUCAUUCUCUACAACUCCUUGAAAGGAGGUUGUGGAGAGGUGAGUGCUGGUCUCUUCUCCCACGUGACAGGUGAUAGGACAAGAGGGAAUGGCCUUAGGUUGAGCCAGAGGAGGUUCAGACUGGACAUUAGGAAAAAAGUUUUCACCAAAAGCAGCAUCAGGCACUGGCAGAGGCUGCCCAGGGAAGUGAUUGAGUCACCAUCCCUGGAUGUAAUUAAAAGACGGGUAGAUUAAGUACUUAAGGACAUGGUUUAGUGGCAGAUAGGAAUGGUUGGCCUCGAUGAUCUCGGAGGUCUUUUCCAACCUAGUGAUUCUAAGAACGCCCUCAGACACACGGUGUGAAUGUUGGGGUUGUCCUAUGCAGGGUCCUGUCUAACUCCGGUCGUUCGGGCAGCCCUGGCUGCGGGGUAGGGGGAGCGGGGCCUUCGGGGGCCGGACAGGAGGGGCGGCUCUGCGGGAGCAGAACGGAGGUGGGAGCUGUUGGCAUUGAGGCAUCACUUGCCCUGAUGGCGUCUCCGAAAGCUCCGGCUCUUGCCCGGCGCCCCCGAGCGGCGCCGCUCGGGGGCCGGCAGGCGCGCUGCACCCCGGCGUUGGUGCUGGCGGGUGUCGCGGAGAUACGGGGCUGCCUGAAUUACGCUUGCGGGUAAAACCUCUUAGGCUGUCAUGACUAGCCAUGACAUGAGCACUCGCUAGCAAACGCAGUUUUUAACGGCGUGGAGGAGAGUGAAUGCAGAAAGAAGCAGCUCAUUUAGGUUGGUGAAAGUUCUUUGAAACAGUUUCAUCAAAUUUUUUUUUUCUUCUGUUGUUAUGGUGGUUUGUUUUCUUUCUUUCCCCAGGAGUAAAGAACUCAGAAUUUCCUAAUUAUGCAUUAAGGUGUGAUUUGCUUACUUUAUUUCAGUAACCUGAAAUGUCAUGAUGGCUUUUUCAGGGUGGUAAAUUUUACCUUUGGAAUUGCUGAAAUUGCUGGGGAAAAGUCCUAUCACAGCUUUUCCAGUUUUCUUGCAGUUUCAGUAGUACUUCCAGUAUGAUUUUCUCCUUUUUAGUAUAGUCAAAUGUUGAAGAACUUCAGUCACCUUCCAUGUGCUGUUCCUGUAUGUGCAAUUGAAGUAUCUUAAAUAAAAGAGAACACCCUACAAUUGUAUGCUGAGUCAAAUAAAGCUCUAAAUAUACCUAUUAUCACUGAGGAAUGGAUUGGACUCGAUGAAAGGAAGGUGGAUUACUAGGAAAAGUGAAUUUAUGGAAUAAAAAUCUUUGCAUCUGUCCAAGGAAGCAGAAUUGUGUCUCUUUUGAAGGUGCCAAGUUGUACAUAACGUGACGAUGAUAUUGGCAUAUAAAGAGGUCCUCAUCACAUAGAGCAUGGAAAUAAUAAUAGUGUGUUUCAGUCUUUAGAGGGUCUGUAAUUGUAAGGUGAUGGCUGCUGUCUAAUUUGGAAGUAAUGAUAUCUCAAGGUAUUUGUCCAUACCUGGGAGUGCAUUUAGUAAAUAUAGUCUGUGUAAUAAAAACAUUUUGUUUUGGCAGUGAUGCUACUGAUGCAGUUUUAGGAUUAGCCUGUGUGGGAUUUUGUUCUUCUCAUUGUGAGUGCUCAGCAGUUUCAGCUUAUUGAUUAGCUAGAAUGACAGAAAACAAACAGGGAUAUAAUCCAAAUACAAAGUUUCUUUUUUUUUAAUUAUUCAUAUCAAACAUUUUUUCCUAAGUUGUUAUUUACAAGAAAGAACUAAUUUUGCUUAACCCUGAAAUGUAUUGUUCUUCAUGUAUUGCAUGAAGGGAACUUAAGGAUGUUUUUCUGUCCAAUGAUUAAACAAUAUCUUGCUGUCCUUUUUUAUGUCAUUUGUUGUAAUGAUUUUUUUAAAUUGUAGAUUACUAAAAGUUUUGUCUGUCACCUGUUUACUCUUGUAAAAAUCACAGUUUGAAAAUGCAACUACCUUUUUUUAAAGAAAGAACAAAUCUCUUUUUUGAUGAUAAGUAAAUAUUAUGCUCUUUAGUAUCCUAUGUGUUUAGAAUUAAAAUGUGCUUUGGGAGACAUAGCAGUUACAGAACAUCUGCAGUUUUGAAGACAAGGCCGUGAGGGAUAGAGGAAAGUGCAGAAUGAUACUUGCAAAGCAAGUUUUAUCAGUUGAGGCAUUCAUCUGUAACCAGAGAAACUCCUGUCCAAUUAUGGGUGUUAGAUGCUUACAUACACUGGAUGUGAAAGAAUGUGUCAUCUUUAAGAAAAUAACUCCCAAUUUUUUAAUUAGUAUACUUUGUGUGACACUUCCACUAGUAAUGCGUAUACUUUUUCUAGAACUACAGCAUAUGUUGCGUCAUAUGUUUGAGUAUAAAUUUAGUUCAUCCUUGCAGUCAUUCCAGUGCAAUGGGGAAACUGAAAGAUAAAGUGAGGGUAUUCUGUGGGCUACAAGAGUCAAAGUCACAGGUCAGCAUUCUGUGACUUUUGGGUUCUGCCAGGUGAUCUGGUAGGAAGCCUUCAGGUAAGGCUUGGCCUGCAGGAGAGUUACUGGUUUGUUGCUUGAGUCUGGAGGUACCUAGUUCUCCUCUCUAGGAGAAUGAGGAGGGAGAGGAGACUCUCGUGCGCCUGAAGGGUCAGAUGCUUACCUUUGCUGUCCCAGGGUCCACCACCUAAAGCCAUUAGGCUCUUCUGGCUCAAAUCACGUGAUUUCUGUGUGUGUUGUGGCCCAAGUGAAGUUUCUUCAGGGAUAGUACUUUGCUUACCAGCAGUGAGGUCAGCUGACAGACCUGUUGUCUAGGAGGGUUUUUAACUAUGCUACAGUAUUUAUGGAAAACAGGUUGAUUAUACUGAGCUUUAGAACCUGUGAAUAGGUUUACCCAUUAGGAAAAAAAAAAAAAGAAUAUUUAUAAUUCUGCCUCCUCAACUGCAUUUUAUGUGUCUUUCUGUGUACUUCAGUUUUGAUGCAGAUUCUUCAGAACUGGGUUUAUGAUGUCUCUCUUGGAGCUUGGAAAGUGAAAGUAUAUUUUGCCUACUGUUAAAAUGAAAUAAAUACAAGACAAAACUUAUGCUUGAAUUUAUUUUUGUGAAUUUAUGCUUGAACACUCACCUAUGCCUUCUUUUCCCCUUUACUCUGGUCUAAGUAAAGUAGGUACUAUACAAGAUAUAUGUUCCAUGAAAGGACAGAGGAGUUACUAAGGGUGUGCCCUCAGCUGUAUUUUGAAAUGAUGGAAUACAGUCUAUUGACACCUUACAUCUUGAGAAGGAGAAAAUAUAUAUAUAAAAGGUAAUGGACCGCAUCAUGAUCGAAGUUGUGUUUAUAACCAGAGCAACAUAGUAGAUGGAGUUUACUGCCUUCCAAUAGCACACUGGAUUGAAGUGUCUGGACAUACUGAUGAGAUGAAACAUACAACUGACUUCUAUUUUAAUAUUGCAGGACAUCAAGCUAUCCAUUACUCCAGAAUUCUGCCAAACAUCUGGCUGGGAAGUUGCCCUCGGCAGCUGGAGCAUGUGACUGUCAAGCUGAAGCACGAGCUGGGUAUAACAGCUGUGAUGAACUUCCAGACUGAAUGGGACAUUGUUCAGAAUUCUUGGGGCUGCAACCGCUACCCAGAACCUAUGAGCCCUGAAAUCCUCAUGAAACUGUAUAAAGAGGAAGGUCUGGCCUAUGUCUGGAUGCCAACCCCAGACAUGAGCACUGAAGGAAGAAUACAGAUGUUGCCACAAGCUGUCUGCCUCUUGCACGGGCUGCUGGAGAAUGGACACACUGUCUACGUUCAUUGCAAUGCUGGCGUUGGCAGGUCUACAGCUGCUGUCAGUGGUUGGCUGAAGUAUGUGAUGGGAUGGAGUCUGCGUAAAGUGCAGUACUUCUUAGCUUCCAGGAGACCGGCUGUCUACAUCGACGAGGAAGCUCUGAUUCGUGCUGAAGAUGAUUUCUACCAGAAAUUUGGGCAUCUUCGUUCCUCAUGCAAAAUACAAGAGUAGAAAAGCAGAAGAGGAAAAGAAGGUGAAGAGGAAUCCUUGCAUUUAAACUGCAAGGACUUAGAAAACAUAAGUUGGAGUCCUACCUCUCCGCUUCAAAUUAUAAAGUUGUCAUAAAAGUUGUGAGAAUUUUGUUUUAAAAAAAGUGCCUUUGGGGUUUUUUAUUUGCUUUCUUUAAGCUGAUAUGAUUCAUGUUUUAGUGUCAUUUGCUGCAAGUAUGAGACCUAGAAACUCUGCAAAGGGAAACUAAGAUUUUCUUUUAAGUACUUGCCUACAGGAACUGAGGUUUUAGGGUAGGCACUAAAGGCGUGAGUUGAAAUAGAGUUGACAGUACUUCAGUGACAAGAAGGAGAAGGCAUUCUCAGAGAAACAGAUACAAAGCUUGACUGGAUUAAGGUUCAGGUUAGGAUGGAGCUGAUCAUUGCUCAAACUGCUCAGUUAUUUUAGGUGUAAUGUACAUUUUUGAAGUGUUUUCCGGAAAUUUGGAGACAAACUGCAUUAAUGAGAAAGAUCAGAAGGAAGCUGAUUUUUCAACUAAUUUUCUUAAACAAAAAGCUAAUGUCUAAUGCAGUGAACAAGUAUCUACUCUCUUUGCCUAUGUAGCUAAUAACACUUGGGUUAUGCUGGGAUGUGGCAUGAAGAGAGGAAAAAGCUCCACUUACUGCAAUUGUAGUUUUUCCCUGCAACAGAGUACUAUUUAUUGCAUUAUCCUAGGCUAUGAGAUCUCUAAAUCAAAGAUACAUUUUGCUCUUCUGGUCUAUGCAGUGCUGUACAAUGGGCUCCCUUGGUGCCAAGUCAAUCUAAGUAGUAACCACUGGGCUAAAACAGGACCUAUAGGAACUCCGUGAUAAGCUUUUGCACAUGACUGACAUCACAGCCUCUGUGUUGUUGACCUGGGUGAAUUUCUUCACUACAGCAGAAGUUCCUCCUUGCACAAGCAGUGUGUGGGUGUUCCCAGGUGGUAGAUGUAGCCAAGUGAAGUGACUACAUUGCUGCAUAGAAGCGAAGAGCAACUCUGAGGAGGGUUUCUCAAGACCUUAGCCUCAGUACAUCUAAGGUCAGUAGGCUAAGGUUGGCUUUGAGGAUGAUCCCUAAUGUUUUCCAGUGCUUCUUAGUCCCUUAGCUAAAUUAAGCAGUGGCAUGAGCAGCUUCCAGCCAUGCUCAAAUAAAACCAAUUUGCAAUAGGUUAAGUUCAAGAGAGAAGGGAGAGAAAGCUAAGGAAGAGAGAGUUAAGGAUGCAUAAACAUUGAAGAACCUAAUUUGUAUUUGUUAUUAAUAUAAUAUAAUAUAAUAUAAUAUAAUAUAAUAUAAUAUAAUUCACUCAUCUUUAAAAGCAAAAGUGUUAUUCUAUAUGUGUGGGUUUGAUUAUGACUUUGUUUCUGAUUUUUU